This is a messenger RNA of Vitis riparia (riverbank grape), 2674 nucleotides long. Its product is annotated as pentatricopeptide repeat-containing protein At2g17210. The coding region runs from base 74 to 2302 and encodes 742 amino acids. The record is from RefSeq and is a predicted model, not a curated record. Gene Ontology annotation, molecular function: protein binding; RNA binding. The transcript has a single exon. Gene Ontology annotation, biological process: RNA modification. Lineage: Eukaryota; Viridiplantae; Streptophyta; Magnoliopsida; Vitales; Vitaceae.
AUGGAAGUUGUUUCAUUCUUUCAUGUGAAAUAAUAGAGAACGUGCUCAUGUUACUUGUGUUUGAUCCUCUGCAAUGCGUUUCCCAACCACGCCUUUAGCUCCAAAACUCCCAAACUGGAACUUGGGAAUCAAAGAUUCAACUAAUCGCAAAUGGUGGGACUCGUGGGAAGCCUGUUCUCGCUACCACCAAAUGAAGAAAGCUGGAGCUCAGCUUACAGACCCUACAUUGGUCCACUCCAUCCUCAAGGCCUGUUCAAGCCUCCCCGUUCGGCACGGAAAAUCCAUCCAUGCCUCUUUGCUCAAGCAGGGAUUUGAUUCCCUCACCUCCACUGGAAACUCCAUCAUGGACUUUUACAUGAAAACCGGUGCCUUGGAUUCUGCAUUGUUUGUUUUUGAUUCCAUGAGGAGCCGUGAUUCAGUUUCUUGGAAUAUAAUGAUCCAUGGACAUCUCAGUCGGGGUGCUUCUCAUAAAGGCCUGUGGUGGUUUAGGCAAGCAAGAGUUAUUGCAUUUGAACCCAAUGUUUCCACCUUGGUGCUUGCGAUUCAUGCUUGUCGCAGUCUUGGAGCCAUGGAGGAAGGACUUAAAAUGCAUGGCUACAUAAUUCGAAGCGGGUUUUUGGAUAUUCCUUCUGUGCAGAACUCUCUGUUGAGCAUGUAUGCAGACACUGACAUGGAGCGUGCUGAGGAAUUGUUUGAUGAAAUGUGUGAGAGGGAUGUUAUCUCUUGGAGUGUGAUGAUUGGGGGUUAUGUGCAGACUGGGGAAGCUCAAAUGGCUUUGCAGUUGUUCCUGGAGAUGGCAUCUAAUGCCAGCAUUGAACUGGAUGGAAUAACAAUGGUGAGUGUCCUAAAAGCCUGCGCCAACACUGGUGACAUUAGCAUGGGAAGGUCGGUCCAUGGGGUUGUCAUCUGUAGAGGUUUGGAUUAUGAUUUGUUUGUUGGGAAUUCCAUAAUUGAUAUGUACUCCAAGUGUGAUGACCAUGAAUCAGCCUUUAAAGCUUUCAAUGAGAUGCCCUGCAGGAACACUGUUUCAUGGAAUUCGAUCAUAUCUGGACUGGUUCGUACUGAGAAGCAUUCAGAAGCUCUGUCACUGUUUUAUUCAAUGGGGAAGGCAGGGUUCAGGGCAGAUGAGGUGACUCUUGUGAAUCUUCUUCAAUCCUGUAAGUACUUUGUAGAUCCAUUUCAGUGCAAAUUCAUCCAUUCUAUAGUAAUCCGGUGGGGCUAUGAAUUAAACGAGUUGGUGAUAAAUUCGUUGAUUGAUGCUUAUUCGAAGUGUGAUCUCAUUGAGCUUGCAUGGAAACUGUUUGAUCGGUUGAAGACAAAGGACACGGUCUCAUGGAGCACGAUGAUAGCAGGGUUUAACCACUGUGGCAAGCCUGAUGAAGCAAUAGCUCUCUUCCAAGAGAUGAACCAGGGACAAGAGAAGCCUAAUGGGGUUACCAUUUUAAGUCUUCUUGAGGCUUUCUCAGUUUCAGCUGAUCUAAAAAGGUCAAAAUGGGCACAUGGGAUAGCGAUUAGAAGAGGCUUGGCAGCAGAAGUAGCAGUUGGAACUGCAAUCCUGGAUAUGUAUGCAAAGUGUGGGGAAAUAGGAUUGUCAAGGAAGGCAUUUGAUCAAAUACCCGAAAAGAAUAUUGUGUCAUGGGGAGCCAUGAUAGCAGCCUGUGGCAUGAAUGGCCUAGCGUGUGAUGCCCUAGCUCUGCUGACUGAAAUGAAGCUGCAUGGUUUGAAGCCCAAUGCAGUGACGACCCUGUCAGUGUUAUCUGCAUGUAGCCAUGGAGGACUGGUUGAAGAGGGGCUCUCCUUUUUCGAAAACAUGGUUCAAGACCAUGGAGUUGAGCCUGGACUUGAACACUACUCAUGCAUGGUUGACAUGUUGGGCCGUGCAGGAAAGCUCAACUCUGCAAUGAAUUUGAUCGAGAAGAUGCCUGAAAGGAUGAGAGAUGGUGCAGGCCUUUGGGGGGCACUAUUGAGCGCUUGCAGAAGUAGUGGAAACAGCAGGCUUGGAGCAGGAGCUGCUUCUCGUGUGCUCGAGCUCGAGCCUCAGAGCUCAGCAGGCUAUUUUCUGGCAUCAAGCAUGUAUGCUGCAAGCGGCUUAUGGGCAGAUGCAGCAAGGAUGAGAUGGUUGGUGAAGGUGAGAGGGGUCAGGGUUGUGGCUGGUUACAGCUUGGUACAUGUUGAAGAUAAGGCAUGGAGAUUUGUUGCUGGAGAUGAGUCCCACCCAAGGGCUGGCGAGAUAUGGGGUGUUGUUGAGCAGUUGCAUGACUGCAUGAAGAUUGCUGAGAGGAAUGAGAGUGACUGCAGUUGAAUAAUGAAGCAUUGACCAUCAUCAGCCUUUGCUCAAGUGCAUGGUAUCCGUUUUCAGCUAUUUGAGGGCAGAAAGAUUGACAUGAAGGUAAGCAAAGACAAAGGGAGAAGCCACCAUGGCAGCCCAAGUGCAUGGGAGGGCUGCAACUUGGGUGGGUCUGGCCCCCUCAACCUAAGCCCUGCCCAACUUGAGGCUCGAGUUUGCAUGGAUUCAACGCACCGGUAACACACAAAUACUCAAACUUAUAUUAUUAUUAUUUUUAAAUUAUAAUAAUUCUAAUAAUCCCUCCAAAAACACAAUCCAAUCCAAUCUAACAAUAGCAUCUUCACUGUCAUUUCUUCCUUUUCCAUUUCUAAAGGAAUGUUAAUUAUA